This is a messenger RNA of Melozone crissalis (California towhee), 1994 nucleotides long. It is a transcript of the gene ACKR3, whose product is annotated as atypical chemokine receptor 3. The record is from RefSeq and is a predicted model, not a curated record. Lineage: Eukaryota; Metazoa; Chordata; Aves; Passeriformes; Passerellidae. The coding region runs from base 72 to 1166 and encodes 364 amino acids. Gene Ontology annotation, molecular function: G protein-coupled receptor activity; chemokine binding; coreceptor activity. Gene Ontology annotation, cellular component: membrane. The transcript is spliced from 2 exons. Gene Ontology annotation, biological process: G protein-coupled receptor signaling pathway; chemotaxis; angiogenesis.
GGCCGCGCUCACUCGCUCGGGCAGCGCUGCCGCCAGGCCCUGAGGUCACUUGCACUCCAACCUGAGCGACCAUGAGUGCGCUUGACUUGACUUCCAUCCUGGAUUUCCUGGAGACGGCCAACCUGACGGAGAUCAACUGGACGUGCAGCAGCGGCGAGUGCAUCACGGUGGACGCCACGACGUGCCCUGGCACACUCAACAAGAGCGCCCUGCUCUACACCCUGUCCUUCUUCUACAUCUUCAUCUUCGUCAUAGGCCUGGUGGCCAACUCGGUGGUGGUGUGGGUCAACCUGCAGGCCAAAAUGACGGGCUAUGAGACCCACCUGUACAUCUUCAACCUGGCCAUCGCCGACCUGUGCGUCGUCAUCACCCUGCCCGUGUGGGUCGUCUCGCUGGUCCAGCACAACCAGUGGCACAUGGGGGAGAUCACGUGCAAGAUAACCCACCUGAUAUUUUCCAUCAACUUGUACAGCAGCAUCUUCUUCCUGGCGUGCAUGAGCGUGGACCGCUACCUCUCGGUCGCCUACUUCACCAACUCCAGCAGCCGCAAGAAGAAGAUCAUCCGCCGCUGCAUCUGCGUCCUGGUGUGGCUCCUGGCCUUCUCCGCCUCCCUCCCGGACACCUAUUACCUCAAGACUGUCUCUUCCAACAGCGAGACCUACUGCAGGCCCGUUUACCCCGAGGAGAGCUUCAAGGAGUGGCUGAUUGGCAUGGAGCUCAUCUCCGUGGUGCUGGGCUUCCUCAUCCCCUUUCCCGUCAUCGCCGUGUUUUAUUUCCUCCUGGCCAAGAGCAUCUCCGCCUCCAGCGACCAGGAGCGCAAGAGCAACGGGAAGAUCAUCUUCUCCUACGUGGUGGUGUUCCUGGUGUGCUGGCUGCCCUACCACGUGGCCGUCCUGCUGGACAUCUUCUACAGCCUUCACUUCAUCCCCAUCAGCUGCCAGAUGGAGAACUUCCUCUACGCCACCCUGCACAUCACUCAGUGCUUCUCGCUGGUGCACUGCUGCAUCAACCCCAUCCUGUACAGCUUCAUCAACCGCAACUACAGAUACGAGCUGAUGAAAGCCUUCAUCUUCAAGUACUCUGCCAAAACUGGCCUCACCAAACUCAUUGACGCCUCCAGAGUGUCAGAAGCAGAAUACUCAGCUCUGGAGCAAAAUGCCAAAUGACUGCAAGCCCAGAAAGGAACUUCCUUGACUCUCUGACCUGAUGUGGGGGUUUUUUUGUGUGUUACGGUUUGUUGUUUAUUAUUUUUUUUUUUUUUUUUUACCCCUUCCUUUCAAUGUGCUUGUUAUGAACGCGGCGUGAAUUCCAGCCUACAAAAGAGAGAGGACAAAGUGUAAUUUAACAGUAGGAUCAGUUGCAAAGUGGAAGUGGUACCAAAAUGAAAACCUUUUCUCCUCCUAGCCCAGUGUGGACUCCUCAACAACGCUAUGCAAGUGGAAAUUAUUUCCUAGCAGACAAAGCCAUUGUGUACCAUAGGUAACAUGGAUAAGCUUCUCCUUCCACGUCUUGAUUCCCUCUUGUCUCUUUGUGUAUGUUUAUAUAUAUAGUGUGUUGUAUUUAAAAGCUCAAGAUUUUAUUUUCUGCCCCUUGGUGUACCUUAUGCAAGUGUAUUUGAAAGUUAAAUAUAUUUUUAUCAUGUAUUUGAAGUAUAUUGCUGAUGAGUGUAUCCAGAGUGCUGUAGUCUGAAUGUUAGGUGGCCGUUUGGCUCCAAGAGGAUGCUGAUAAAUAGGAUGGAAAUGAUCUCUUGGGAGCAUCCUCCCUGGCUAAAGGCACACUUUAUGGACCAUGGCUUUAUGUGGUGUCACACCCACAUGCUGGAGCAUGAAAUAUAUGUAGUGUAAUGUAGCUGCCAUCAUGUUAAAAUUAACAGUAUUGUCAGAGUCCUUAACUCCUACACCCCUGCUUCACCAGGCUGUAUCCUCCUGCACAGAGUGAGUGAUCUUACUGCUGAGAGUUGUCUCUAUUUGUAAGUUAUUUUUGUAAAAUAAAGA